This is a messenger RNA of Lingula anatina, 4606 nucleotides long. RefSeq lists its product as uncharacterized. Gene Ontology annotation, molecular function: protein binding. The record is from RefSeq and is a predicted model, not a curated record. Lineage: Eukaryota; Metazoa; Brachiopoda; Lingulata; Lingulida; Lingulidae.
GAAGUUUCAUCAAGUAGUUCAAAAGAGUUUUACAGAGUUGAAAGCAAUGGCCAACUAUAGACUUUCACCAAAGUAUGAACUUCCCAAUGUGGGUGGGAGCUGGGUAAAGAGAGUAGAGUUGGACCAGCACCUCCAGCACCUGUAUUGUUGCUCAGACACAGAUCUCCAUGCCUAUGACCUGCAGGGAAACCUGCUGUUCCAGUUCAACAAUGCUCAUUCCAUGUCCAUAACAGGGUGUGCAUUUUCCCUGCACUCUCGGCUGCUCAUCACUUGCUCAAUGGAUACAGAGGUUAAAGUAUGGAGCAUUACUGGUGGCCUGGUGCACACAUUCAGAGGUCACUCCAAAGCGGUCACCAACCUGGUGCUCCACCCAGAGACGUCCUCCAUUGUCAUUACGUCCUCACUGGACGGCAGUGUCCGGCAGUGGUCACUGGACACUAUGGACAUGUUGUACAGUGUUGUGAUUUCCUCUGAUGGAGUGCUGUGGAUGGGUAUUACGGAGGAUAAAAGCCUGUAUGCCAGCACAGUAAGGAACAUUACAGUGUGGAAUCUCAACUAUGUGUGUCAGUUCUGGGGUCUAACCAGAAGUAAGCUGAUGUCUCUGCAGCUUUACCCCAGUGAGAAGAAAUCUGCAAGGGUGGUUGCUGAAGGAGACGACAGCAGCAUCCGUAUCUUCAACCGAGCCAGUAGGAAGAAUCUGUCCAUAGUAUUGCCACCUCCACCAAUCUCCCCUCUACAACAUAUCAAACAUAUGACCUACUGCAGGGAAAUUAAUGUCAUGUAUGUCCUCAUCAAUGCAAAGGAACUGUGGCUGUAUACAACAAGAACUGACCCUGCCUGCAGGAUGGCUGUGUGGGAUGUCCAUGACAUACAGGAGUCUCUGCUGUUGGGAAAUGAACCUGAGGAGGAGGGCGAAGAAGAGGAGGAGGCAGAAAAGGAGAAGGCAAAAGGAGAGAAGAAGAAAAAAGGAAAGGGAGGAAAAGAAGAGAAGGAGGAAGUUGAAAAGAAAGCUCAAGAGGCUGCUACUGCAAAGAAAUUGCGUAAAAAUCUCACCAAGAAUGUCCCCAACCACCGCGCCACAGAGCAUGGUGUGGGAACAGAAACCAUCACAGAUGUGAACUGUGUCUGUGCCCUUGACUCCAUAGCCAUCAUGUGGUCUGAGGAUGGGAUGGUCUGUCCUCUCACACAGCAGUAUCUACUGAUGGGACUGGAGGAUGGAAGAAUUCUCUUCAUGGAUCCCAUGGUGAAAGCCAAGAAAUAUUUCCAGUUUAGGGCAAAUAAAGAUCCAAUUGUAGAUAUCAAGCAGAACCUUGCUCACAACACCUUCCUGACCCGGUGCUCCCAGAAAGGUGCUGAUACAAUCCAGAUCUGGUCCCUGCCAGACCUGGUGCUACAGUAUGAGGUCUUCUGUGCCCCUCAAAUCACAACAUAUGCCAGACUGACCCACACCCUGCUGUGUGGCUACAGUGAUGGAGUGCUGGAGUUUAAUGAGUUGGUGCCCAUGGAGGACCCGGGACCCCUCCGAGCCAGUGGCUACCUUGCGAAGGGUACAAAAGGAGUGAUUGCCAAGCCUGAGGAUCUUGUGGCUGAUAUGACACAUAAAAGAUGUAACACAGAACACAAGGAGGCCAUUGUGGCUAUAGAUGCUUGUACAGCUAAGUCUCUCUUCUGCAGCAUAAGCUCUGAUGGAGCUAUUAAACUGUGGGAAGAACUUGGGUAUGCAUUGCUAAUGGAGAUCAUGUUGAAUGAUACCUUAUGUGGGGGGUGCUUUUUGAACAACAAGGGGGACCUGCUGCUGGGAUUUCAGAACCAUUUGUUCAGCAUUGAACUAAGCACAGUGUACCCUGGUUUAAGAUCUGGGGAGGAUGAGGAUGAAGACAAGGAUGAUGCAGACUCUGAUAUUUUUGAGGAUCCAUAUGUGGUGUAUGAAGGCAUCCCUAGCAAUGAGGACCUGUUAACUAUGGACAGAUAUCUGGUGCCUUUCAAGAUGAACUUCUCCAGAGAUUUCUUGGAGGGUAAUAUGAAGCAGUCAAAUGUCAAACUGGAAGGGGGACCCUUACUGAGUGACAGUGAGACAGAUAUUUCCAUGGCUCCCACUGACACCUACCUGUCCCCCCAUGACACCCCGCGGAACCUGUCUCUGCUGGACCUGACCCUGGCUGCAGAUGUCAGCAAAUAUGACCUGCUGGAGAGAGAUCUGACAGAAGUCGGGCUCCUAAGGGCUAUUCAAGACAGCCAGAGUAUAAAAUCUAGAGUCAUGACAAAGAAAGACAAACUUAGACUCAAGAUGCUGGAGAAAAGAGCAAAAAGUUUAGAGAAACCAUCACUGGGGCCAGACUCAGAUGGAGAGGCCCUGGAAGAGGAUAAUGUGAAAACUAUCAGAAAAUCAAAGAAGAAUGUCUCAAGAAGAAAGACUCGUCGCCGAGGUAUCACUGGCAUGACAAGUGAAGAGGAGGAUUGGGAGGGCCACAGAUAUGACCUGCCACACUUUGGACAGUCUCCAGGACCCACCCCCACCCCCAGCCCCCCCUCCACCCCCAACACACCAAGUCAGAUGUCUGUCUCAGAGGGAGGAGAGAGUACAGAGGAGGAGGUAGAGGUAGAGGAGAAACCUAAGGCAGUAGCAGCCCAGCCAGUGACCAAGAAGACCACAACCAAGGCCCCAGUCCAAGACAUCAUGAAACAGAAGAUAGUGGAGCCAGUGGCAGAGAAGAGGGUGGACAUGUCCAAGGUCAAGAUUGACACCAAGUCCUUAUUUGCCAAUAAAAGGGUCGUGAUGACCCAGAAAAAAGAGGCUGACCAUGGCCAUCAGAAGUCUGGAGGAUCUGUGCUGGAGUCUGAGCUAUCCAAACCAAAACGAGAAGUGGUUAAGAAGCAGAUGAAGUCUGACAGGAAGAAGCCAGUGAAGAAGUCAGUUGUUGACUCAGAUGACAGCAGUGAGGAGGAAGAGCCCCCUCCUAGGAGACCACCUGUUAAAAAGAAAGCAGCAGCAAAACCAGUCAAGAAAGCAGCUCAGCCAAAAGUUGAAGAAUCUCCAAGAGAGCCAGAGCCUGCCAAACCAGAGAAGUCUCGAGAGUUUGAGAAACACUCUGCUAAUCUGGAAGUUGGCCCUAGGAAGUUUGGUGCAGGAGCUGGAGCUGGUGCCAGUUCAUCUGGCAAAGCACCACCUCUCCCUCAGAAGAAGAAAACUCCUAUACAAUAUAAUCAGGUUGCUAAGUCAGAGUCUGGCAUUGGGGAGGAGGAGCUGACCGAGGCAGCAGUAUUAGCUGAGGAUACAAGUGCUCAACAAAAUUCUGAGGCUGGUCAGAAUGAAGCUCAAAGUCAAGUGGAUGAAGCAGAUGAUCCUGACAGGGCUAUGUCAGCUAAAUCCAGCAGGUCAAGGAAGUCUGGUUCCUCCUCAGCAAAAAGCCUAAAAUUUGGAAUUGAUGCAAGUUUAGAUUUUGAUGCAGCAGGCAGAUCUCGGUCAUUCACGGAGUCGACCGCCUUCAGAGACAGCGACUAUGAGAGUGUUCUAACCGAUGUUGAUGUGGACUUGGAACUAACCAACCAACAACAUGUUACUCACAUUUCUUUCCAAACCAAAGGAGCCCCAGACACGCCUAAUAAGCAUGACUUACACCCUGGGAGUCGCCCCAAGUCUGUGCAGUGGCACGAUGCGACAAGUGAACAGUACAAUGAGAGUGCAGCAGACAUGGAGGCACUGGAACGCUCCACUCUCACCUCCCCAGAUCCCAGCCGGCGGUCUAUCACCCCUGGAGACGGAUUUUACUCAGACACAGACUCCAUCCGUGAUGGUCAGAUGAGCAUGGACACCAUGUCCAUCCUUGACCGAGGGUCAUUGUUGCCAGUGGACAGUGUCAGUAUGAGGUCCUUUCUGCUCAGUCCAGGAGACAGACUACAGGCUGGAGCAGACGACAUGAGGUCCUCCAUUAUGACACCUGCCACUCCAACAGACACAGUCACUGACAUUACACGUCCACUGAGGCCUCACACAGCAGGAGUAUACUACAGGGACUACAGUGAACAUGGGGAUGAUGUGCAGGAUCUUGAAGCCACCUACAUGGAUGCAUUAAGGAGAUAUCAAAAUUCACCUGGUGUUGCGCCUCUGGAUAAACUGUACAGAAAUGAUGGCACCUCCUUUGAUGAUCACUGGCAGGAGAGAGCCAUAGAAAGGCACUUGCUGCUGAAGAUGCAGAGACAGCUGAGAAGUCAGAGUGCUGCAGAGAGAAGACAGCUGCUGGACCUGAGGCAGAAACAAAAGAGGAAAGCACUUUUAGGUCACCAUAAUUGUGAUCAGCCACAUUUGAAUGGUCAAAAUCGUGCGUCCAGAGAGGCUGAGGUUGCCAUGCAUCUGUUCCACGUGGAACGUGCCAACACCCCCGUGUCUACCACCAGGGGGAGUGACCGCAGUAAAAGUGCUCCUGCUGGUCAGGUGCGAGGUGGUGGUCAGCAGGUGCCCCCUACCACCCCCAAGACGGCCUUUGUCCAGCCAGUGCCACAAAUGGACAAGGCAGAACUUAGUGCUGAGAGACCGUUCAGGUAUUUGUACCACCUAUUUACAUGCAUAUGGUUUGUUGAGGCAUUUGUGAGGGGUCAUAUUGGAUAA